CCAGUCCACCUCCCCCUAUCCCCACCGCCUCCACAACCCCACCCCCCCCUCCGCUGCCCCUCCCAUCGCAUUCGCAUCCACCUCCGCGCCCCAAGCACAGCACAGGGGAAGAAGCGAUCGGCAAUGGCGUCCUCCACCCAGGGCCAGGUCAUCACCUGCAAAGCGGCGGUGGCGUACGAGGCGAACAAGCCGCUGGUGGUGGAGGACGUGCAGGUGGCGCCGCCGCAGGCCGGCGAGGUCCGCAUCAAGAUCCUCUCCACCGCGCUCUGCCACACCGACUACUACACCUGGAGCGGCAAGGAUCCUGAGGGUCUCUUUCCUUGCAUUCUCGGUCAUGAGGCUGCUGGAAUCGUUGAGAGCGUUGGCGAAGGGGUGACUGACGUGCAGCCUGGGGACCAUGUCAUCCCUUGCUACCAAGCGGAAUGCAAGAACUGCAAGAUGUGCAACAGCGGGAAGACCAACCUCUGCGGCAAAGUUCGUGGCGCCACAGGGGUAGGGGUCAUGAUGAGCGACCGCAAGAGCCGCUUCUCGGUGAAUGGGAAGCCCAUCUACCAUUUCAUGGGGACGUCGACGUUCAGUCAGUACACUGUUGUGCAUGACGUCAGUGUUGCGAAGAUCAACCCGCAGGCGCCCCUGGAUAAGGUCUGCCUGCUCGGCUGUGGUGUUUCCACUGGUCUUGGAGCAGUAUGGAAUACUGCAAAGGUUGAAGCAGGUUCAGUUGUUGCUGUUUUUGGGCUUGGCACAGUUGGACUUGCAGUUGCUGAGGGGGCAAAAUCAGCUGGUGCUUCUCGGAUUAUUGGCAUUGACAUUGAUGCCAAGAAGUUUGAUGUUGCUAAGAACUUUGGAGUCACAGAGUUUGUGAACCCAAAAGACCAUGACAAACCAAUCCAGCAGGUCCUAGUUGACCUUACAGAUGGUGGUGUGGAUUACAGUUUUGAGUGCAUCGGAAAUGUUUCUAUCAUGAGGGCUGCACUCGAAUGCUGCCACAAGGGCUGGGGUACCUCCGUUGUCGUUGGUGUAGCUGCAUCUGGCCAGGAGAUUGCCACACGGCCAUUCCAGCUUGUCACUGGCCGUGUCUGGAAGGGAACAGCUUUUGGUGGCUUCAAGAGUCGGAGCCAGGUUCCAUGGCUCGUCGAGAAGUACAUGAACAAGGAAAUCAAGGUGGACGAGUACAUCACCCACAACAUGAACCUUACCGAUAUCAACAAGGCGUUCGACCUGCUGCACGAAGGCGGCUGCCUGCGGUGCGUGCUGGCCAUGGAGCACUGAGGAUCCUGCUAUGUGUCUCGCCCUGCCUCGAAGCGGAGCAGUUUGUGUCGUGUGAAGUUGUAAUGCAGAUCUAUCCUCCGCCCUGGGACUAUAGAACUCGUUUGGCCUAGAAACUCUUGAACACGAACCGCUGCUAUAAUAAUAUGUUGUGUUGGAUGGUUGCCUCUGGUUGGGGUCAUUA
Messenger RNA from Triticum dicoccoides, 1450 nucleotides. Its product is annotated as alcohol dehydrogenase class-3-like. The record is from RefSeq and is a predicted model, not a curated record. The transcript is spliced from 9 exons. Lineage: Eukaryota; Viridiplantae; Streptophyta; Magnoliopsida; Poales; Poaceae. Gene Ontology annotation, cellular component: cytosol. Gene Ontology annotation, molecular function: alcohol dehydrogenase (NAD+) activity; S-(hydroxymethyl)glutathione dehydrogenase [NAD(P)+] activity; zinc ion binding. Gene Ontology annotation, biological process: formaldehyde catabolic process. The coding region runs from base 124 to 1269 and encodes 381 amino acids.